AUUGGGACAGGUCCUUUCAUUGUCAUAGGCACUUGCCAUACGCACUUGCAGCAUGUUUCGACCAGGCCUCUCGCCAUCACGCUCUUCGUGCGAUUCGCUCUCGUCGUUGCGAUCGUCGUGCUCGUCGUCUUCGUCCAGCACCUCGUCGUCGUCAACGUCGCCGUCGGUCCCUUCCUCACCGACACGGGCGACAAGGUCAACCACUAAACAGAAAGCUAGACUUGCAACUAGUAAUCCUUGCACGCCCACCAGGAAGACUUCGGCCAGCGUCUGCCUUACCUCGCAAGCGUCGCCAUCGACCAAGAUCAAGGCGUUGCCCAUCACGGCCAAGCGAAAGGUCAAGACGAGGGCGGCCACGGCGGCCGCCUCGAAAAUUGCAAGGGUCGACGAGGAGGACGAGGAGGCCGUCGAGGCUGCAGGGGACGAAAGCAAUGUCUUUGAGGCGGACAUGUCGACUGUGACUGCGGGGGAUGCCAGCAUGUUGGUCAGGGGUGAAGAUGAAGAUGCCGAGGGAGAAGUCGAGGGAGAGGAAGAGGAGACUGGGGACCAGGUGCAGGAAGCAGCGCCUCUGGAGGAGGACGGUACAUCUGCCCACAACGUCGUCGUCUGUGUUCGAGUUCGACCAGGUGGUGCGGGCGAUGAGAGUGGAGGAGGUGGCCUCUGGACGAUGGACAAGGACAACAACCGCAUCGUGCCGACAGAGAACCACCCGACGCUGGCGAAGCGCACCUCCUCAUCGGUCCAAUCUUCCAACAGCUCAACCUCGAUGCUGCAGCAGUCGAAUUCCGCCAUUGACAUAAAUGACCCGCAGAACAAAGCAUACGAUUUCCGCUUCGACAGCCUCGUUACGCCCGCAGAGGACACGGCGCAAAUGUAUGCAAACAACAUCGAGCCAGUCGUCGACGCAGUCGUCAAGGGCUACAACGGCACGGUAUUUGCCUAUGGACAGACGGGAAGCGGCAAGACACACACUAUGAGCGGCGCUGGGUCUGAGAAGGGUGUCAUUCCCCGGGCCGUCGAACAGAUCUUUGAGGGCGUCGAAAAGACGUCCUCAAGGGAGUUCUUGCUCCGAGUCAGCUACCUCGAAAUUUACAACGAGACGCUCAAAGACCUCUUGGCUCCGCUCGGUUCGUCGGCCUCGUCGGCAGACCUUGCCGCAUCGGCAAGCUCGUCAUCGCUGCGACCUGCCUCGCCAACCAAGGGAGGCACGUCGCACACCGUGACCUCGGCGGGUCGGACCGUCUCCACGUCGGCCGCUUCCUCCUCCGGCCUUCGAAUUCUCGAGUCUGGCGGCGGACGUGUGCAUAUCGCUGGCCUGCGCGAGGAGAUUGUCACGACAGCAGCUGAGGUCAUGGACCUGCUCGAUCGAGGCCAGCGGCAGCGGCACCAGGCAGCCACUGACUGGAACGAACGAAGCAGCAGGAGCCACUGUGUCUUUAUCCUUACAUGCGAGUCUCGAGAGCGGGGAGCAGCGUCGCAGAACGAGGUCCGCAUCAGCCAGCUCAACCUCAUUGAUCUGGCUGGGUCCGAAAGAGCUGCAAGCGAAAAGGAGCGUCGAAAGGAGGGAGCAUUCAUUAACAAGUCGCUCCUCACUUUGGGUACCGUGAUUGCCAAGCUAUCCGAGUCGGCCGCAGCCGCAGCCUCGGAGCAGGGCGGCAUUCCUGCCUCAGCGUCUUCCUCCCACAUUCCCUAUCGCGACUCCAAGCUGACUCGGUUGCUGCAAACGUCGCUCGGAGGAAAUGCCCGCGUGGCCGUCGUCUGCACCCUCUCGCCUCGGCUUGAGCAUGCCAUCGAGUCUCUGUCCACGCUCCGCUUCGGCCAGCGCUGCAAGAUGGUCGUGACAAAGGCCAAGCGGGGCACAGUCAUGGAUGACAAGGCCCUGAUUCAGCGCUACAAGCGCGAACUCGAUCGUCUGCGCGCCCAACUGAGCAGCAGCGGCGACAAAGUCACCGUCGCAGGGGGAGGAGUGGUCUCUGUCGAGGAGGAUGCAGCCGCAAAGAAGCAGCACGAGGCGCUCGUCUCAAAGAGGGAGGCCGUCGAAAGAGACGUGGGCAUGAUGGAGGAGAAGAGGGCGGACCUCAAGAAGCAGAUCGAGCACCUGACCAGACUCAUUCUUACGAGCAAGAAGACGGAAGCAGAGGAGCAGGAUGACAAUUCGGCGGAGAGCCAGCCGAGGAGAAGGAUGGCGAGGAGGAGCGACCUGGGGACGAGCAGUCCUUCGAAGCGACAAAAGACGCUGGCGGCCGCCAUGUCUCUCGAUAGUCCAAUGCAGCGACUGGCUCCGAGCGGUGCCGGCACCGCCGCACCGACAACGCCAUCCAUGUCCACUUCAAAGCCAUUUGCCAUGGAGGCUGAGCUUUCUUCGCUGCGGCGCGAGCUCGCCUCAGCCAUUGCAGCACGACAGGCCUCGGAAGCAGCCAGGCGCGAAGAGGUCCGGCUGUGGCAGGCGAGGGAAAAGGAGCUUCAAGUGCAGCUCGAUGACGCAGAUGCAGAGCUGGACGAAGCGGAGGAGGCUUUCAGCAAGUUAAGAACCGAGCGGGAUGAGGCGAGGAACAUUGCGCACGAAGAGAGGGAAGCAAACAGGCUCCUGAAGCUCGUGGCGCAGAGCAAGGGUUUAAAGGAUAGGGAGACGAUCCAGAAGGAGAUUUUGGAAGGCGAGUCGAAGCGACGGCUAGAGUGGGAAGAGGCGAAGAAGAGCGAGUGGGAGAAGGAGAGAAGCGCAGCUGCAGAGAGGGAACAGAAGCUCCGAAGCCAGAUCGAGGAGCUUGAGAAGCGAGUCGUAAUGGCGCAAGAGGUCACCAAAGAGCAAGUCACCAACCGCCCCAAGGAGGAGGGAGGAGCCAAGGACUCGGACGACGAGGAAAAGGAGAGGCUCCGAGAAGAAGUCAAGGAGCUCAAGAAACAGCUCGGGCGCCAAAACGCCAAGGACGAAGAAGACAAAGAGGCCCAGGAAGACUUCGAUGACUUGGUGAAGGGAGCCGGAAUGACGCCCAGCCCGUGCCCCACGCCCAUCCGGGCAGGUGACAGUGCCUUGGCGUCCAAAGAACGCGAGGCUGAGCUGCAGCAAAAGCUAGACGAGAUCAAGCGGCGCGAAGAGGCCGUCGAAGCGAGGGAGCAGCAAGAAGGCGCCGGCGCACAGCAGCAACAGCAGCAGCAGCAGCAGCAGCAGCAACAACAACAACAACGCGAUGAGUCGGAGGAGACUAUCAAGCUGCUCCGUGAAGAGCUGGAAGCGGCCAAGCUCGAAGCCAUCAAUUUGCAGAACCGAGCUGAAGACGCCGAAAUGCGCGCGGCGAAGGCUCCUCCUUUUGCUUCGACGUCAUCUCUCUCCAAGGAUGCAGUCGAGCUUCAGAUCGAAGUCGACAUUCAAAAGUCGAGAAUCGCCAGCCUCGAGAGGCAACUGUCCGAGGCAAAGGCCCACGUACAGAGCAUGAGCCCCUCGCCGCCCGCAUCUCCUCUUCGAAGGGCAGCAUCUCGACUGGGUGGCUCGCUAGAAGCUCGCGCAAGCUUGAGCGGUGGCGGUGCCCUGCAGCGGGGAGGGUCGUUGCGAGAACACCGAAGGUACGACGCUUCUGCCUCUUCGCCCUUUUCCCCUCCCUCUGCUCUGCCCAAGACACUGUCGAAGCGGACAUCACUUGCCGACAUCUCGGUUCGCGAGGCUGGCUCCUUGGCGGCGGACCGCCAGGAGAUUGAAAGGCUCAAUGGCGUCAUCAAGGGUCAGCGAGAAAUGAUGUCGGACCUCGAGAGGAGCGUAGCGGGCUGGAAGAACCGACUCAAGGUGCAGCAGGACAUCAUCACGCGCCUCGUCGAUGCGCUCGAGGGCGGCUCGGCGGCCACGUCCUCGGCGUCGGGCGCAUCGACCUACUCGGCGUCUUCGCACUCCAACAGCCACGACGAUGCGCAGACAAGGAUCCGACCGCUGACAGAGGUGGCCAAGAAUGUCGUAUCGGCACCUACGCCUGCCUUUUUCAAGGACACGCCACCGAUGCAGGACGGUAUCUCUCACUCGCCCGGACGCUUUGGUAGCAACAGAGGAUGGGAAAGCCCAUCGAGAGCCGUGGGGCCCAUGACCCGCUUCGACAUUGGCUCGGCCGGCGGUCAGCUUGCCGGUCUUCGAUCGGCCUUUGAGGCAAAAGACGAAGAAGCCAGGCAGGACAUGGAGACGCUCUCGAGAAACUCGUCUCUGAAGCGCGGCGCAGGUGCGGGUAGCGCCACACCCUCGUCGCCCUAUUAUGGCGCUCACAGCUACAAUCGCGCGCCGGCGACGACAGGUCUGGGCCUGAUGCCUUCCUCGCCCAACAAACCGAGCAGCAAGGCGUGGUACGGAAACUUGCCGGGCAACGAACCGGACCCACUGCCCCUCCCCGAAUCGAACACCAGAGCAGCCAGGCGUGCGAGGCGGAGAAAGACAAUCGACGAGGAAAUCCAGACACUAAUGGGAAGCCCUCGCGUCGAGCUGAGCAAGCGCAGUCUUCUUGACAGUCCGACGAAGAAGUCCACCUCGACGUUUGCCUCGACUUCGCCAGCAAAGAGGCCCUUGCCGCCUACGCCUGGAAGCCCACUGAAGACCUCGUCAAGAGAUUACUAUAUCUGAUACUCCUAGAGCAGCCUACCUCGUUCUUCCGUCACCUCUAUCGCGCAUACACACACAGACACACACACAGUUUCUCUUUUUUUGUUCCAGUGUAUCGUACAGUAAUGCAGCUUUCUCUUUCAAUGCUUACA
Molecule: messenger RNA, 4725 nt
Organism: Acaromyces ingoldii
Lineage: Eukaryota; Fungi; Basidiomycota; Exobasidiomycetes; Exobasidiales; Cryptobasidiaceae
Product: kinesin-domain-containing protein
Exons: 2
Coding region: 53-4594 (1513 amino acids)
Biological process (GO): microtubule-based movement
Molecular function (GO): ATP binding; microtubule motor activity; microtubule binding
Source: RefSeq, a predicted model, not a curated record